Molecule: messenger RNA, 2208 nt
Organism: Diuraphis noxia (Russian wheat aphid)
Lineage: Eukaryota; Metazoa; Arthropoda; Insecta; Hemiptera; Aphididae
Molecular function (GO): calcium ion binding
Source: RefSeq, a predicted model, not a curated record
AGCCCGAUGCUGCAUUGUCAGUCGAAGAUGAUUUACUACAAUUUGAAGAUGGUGAAGUAACUCAAGAAUCUAAAAAAACGCCUUUGAGACCUGGAGAAUUACCAUUUGGAGUUCAUAGCAGUGAGUCAGAUGAAGAUAGAACUCCAAUAAUUACUGGAAAACCUAUUGUCGGUAAUUUUAAAGGUGAAGAACAAACAUUAUCAAUCGGACAACCAAUAAAUAAUAAAGAACAAACAGAAUUAAAACCUGGAAAUUUUGUUGUGCCAAAUGAAAAUCGUCCAGAUUUACAGUAUAACAUUCAACAUUCUCACGAACAAAUUGCGAAUAAUACCAUGAAACAAAAUAAACAUGUAAAUAAUCAUCCUCCAAGAGAUGAUAUUCAACAAGCAAUGAAUAUGGAUGAAAAAUUACCACCUUUGCCAACAAUUAAACAUGAUAAUAAUGAUUUGAAUAGCCAAGGCAGUACACCACAACCAUCUAUAGUGAAACCAAAUCGUGAUAAUGAAGUUUUAGGCUUAUCCCCUCCUCCAGUUAUUACCCAUUCAUUAAAAUAUGAUAAUGUUACUCAAAGGCCUCAAGUAUCUAGGAUACCUUAUCGUCCUAAACCAAAACCUUCAACCUCUCCUCCAUACCAAUUUGAAAGACCACUAAACAGAAGGCCAUCAAUUCCACAUAAUAGUCAAGAAGAAAUGAUUUUAAAACCAUUAUCUACAACUGCAAAAAUUGAACCUGUUAAAAAAUGGGAGGUUUCAUUAAAUCCGAGACCGGAAUACAGACCAACCUAUAAAGAAGAAAAACCUGAAAUAAUAAAAGCAGAAAGUAAAGUUUUUAACCAAGGUUCGAGUAUAAAAUCACAAUUACAAGAAAAAACUAAAGAAAAUACGGUAAUUUUUAGUGAUCCUAUAACACAUGUAAUACCUACAAUUGUUACUCAAGAUACAACUAAAUGGAAUGAAUAUAGCCCUAUUUCAAGUACAGAGAGUAAAAUAGAAACAGUUCAAUCCACUACAGAAACCCCAGCAUUGACUUCAAUUACUACUGGAACUAUAAAAUCACACACAACACCGAUUAAACCAACUAGUAAGACCACUGAUUAUCAUAGUGUUAUAAGUGUUAUUAUCAAAAACGAAGAAAAGCCAGAAGAUAAAUCGAAUGAAAAUAUAAUUGAAAAUCCUACAACUCCCAAGCAAAAAUCACAGAUGAGACCACAAGUUACAAUCUUACAACUUCCAGAAAGACCAUCAUUCAUGGAUGACUUCCACAAGCAAUUACAAGGCUCAUCACUUCCAACGAGAUUUGUCACACAUACGCAAACAUUAUCAGUAACUAUAACAGAAACAACAGUUUUACAAAGUGACGGUUUCGAACCAUCUACUCAUACACUUAUUCUCACCAAAACCCAAACAUCUACAUUAGUAGACACAGUAACCGAAUUUCAUACAUUAGUGAAACCCACGCAAGUCUUGUCUACAAUUACAACUACCGUUCCAGCUCCAAUACGUUCUAACCCUGUUAUUCAAGUGCCGGUAGUGGAAGGCACAAAAACCAAAACAAUAAAUAUACCCCCAGAUGAAAAUGAAACAUUAUUAGUAGUUAUGACAGAUAAAAAAGGCGGAAACAAUGGAAUACCACCAGAAAUACAAGUUCCUGAUGAAACAAAUGAAAUAGGACCAAGUGACGUAUUACUAAGUGGCAUUCUAACUCAUUCAUCAGACACUGAAUGUCGACCUGAAUGCAAAGCGUCUAAAAAUGAAAUCUGCCAAAGAGUGGAAAAUACAAUGCGAUGCGUCUGUAGACCAGGUUUUGCAAGAAUGUUUUUGGACAGACCUUGUAAACCUACUUAUACAUAUACAAUGAAGUUAGUAUUGGACAGAUUCCGUAAAGAUCCCAUUAAAUAUUCUUCACAAUUAGACGAUCCUAGUUCUAAUCAAUAUCAAAAACUGACAGAAGCCACUAAAGAAGGAUUAAACCGUAUGUCAAUGCAGUCAGAUCUAAGAGAUAUUUAUCAUGGUGUAAUAGUUGGAGGUUUUGAACCAGAUGGAAAAAGUGAUAAAGCAGUGGUUUCGUAUAUAAUACAACUAUCUGAAAAUGCAGAAGAUAUUAAAUUAUGGGAAGCAACAAAAAAAUCACUUAGAGCCACAAACUAUAGUUUAGGAGGAACUGACAUAUUUGUUGCACGAGACCAAUUACAACAAUUAUCGGCGGAGG